GACGAAGAGGCUCGACGCUCUGUGGAGGGCCCUCCUGGAGCUCCAGUUUUGGCAGAAAGGUCCUUUCCCAUCCAUCCACUUCCCUUUUCGAAGCGGAAGUCAUCAUGGGCGCCUACAAGUACGUGGAGGAGCUGUGGAGGAAGAAGCAGAGCGAUGUGCUCCGCUUCCUUCUUCGCGUGCGCUGCUGGGAGUACCGUCAGUUGCCCAGCAUCGUGCGCCUGACCAGGCCAUCUCGCCCCGAUAAGGCCCGCCGCCUGGGCUACAAGGCUAAGCAGGGCUUCGUCGUGUACCGCGUGCGCGUUCGCCGCGGUAACCGUAAGCGGCCAGUGCACAAGGGUAUUGUCUAUGGAAAGCCGGUGAACCAGGGUAUCACUCAGCUGAAGGCCGCCCGCAACCUGCGCAGCGUUGCAGAGGAGCGUGUUGGUCGCAAGUGCGGCGGCCUGCGUGUCCUGAACUCGUACUGGGUGAACCAGGACUCCUGCUACAAGUACUUCGAGGUCAUCCUCGUGGACCCGGCGCAUACCACCAUUCGCAACGAUGCGCGCAUCAACUGGUUGUGCAACCCGGUGCACAAGCACCGCGAGCUGCGCGGCCUGACCUCUGCCGGCAAGCAUUACCGCGGCCUGCGCGCCAAGGGCCACAAGGCCAGCAAGACCCGCCCCUCGAAGAGGGCCAGCUGGAAGCGCCGCAACUCGCUGUCGCUGCGCCGCUUCCGCUAAACGUUUGGAUCAUAUUACCCUAUGUAACGAAUUUGGAACUACUGCGCCUUGCGUCCAAAUGAGCAGAUCAUGAUCCACGUUUGCACGGAGGUACACAAGGGGGCAAGGCAAAGGGCCGGUCGGUUGAUUGCUAAGCGACUUCAACUCGUGGCUGGAAAGGCGGAAAAUUAUUACGG
Molecule: messenger RNA, 895 nt
Organism: Volvox carteri f. nagariensis
Lineage: Eukaryota; Viridiplantae; Chlorophyta; Chlorophyceae; Chlamydomonadales; Volvocaceae
Gene: rpl15
Product: component of cytosolic 80S ribosome and 60S large subunit
Exons: 6
Coding region: 105-719 (204 amino acids)
Biological process (GO): cytoplasmic translation
Cellular component (GO): cytosolic large ribosomal subunit; ribosome
Molecular function (GO): structural constituent of ribosome; RNA binding
Source: RefSeq, a predicted model, not a curated record